AUGAUAUACUAUGGUCGGGACGAUAGCCAGCACUGGCGGGACAGGAAUGUCACACCCGGUAAAAUGCCGUCAAUGUUAUGGUUAUGGAAGAAACGACUUCCCGAAGAUGUUCACAGGGAGUUGAUCCAGAAAUAUGGCAAACUAUACGGAGUCCGCAUGUUUGGUAAGACAACCAUUAUCUGCAACCGACCCGAUAUUAUAAGUCAAGUACUUAGCAAAGAGUUUACCAGUUUUAUUAAUAGACGGAAAUUGACAACUGGCGACGCUAUAGCGGACAAUAUGUUGCAAAUAACGACAGAUGACAAGUGGAAACGCCUGCGGGCUAUAGUGUCGCCCACUUUUUCGACCGGAAAGUUACGGAAAAUGCGGCCUUUGAUUGACGACUGUUUGCAAACAUUAGUUACAAAUAUCGGCAAAAUGUCGACAAAUAGUGAUCACUCGGUGGACAUGAAGACAGUUUACGGCGCGUAUACUAUGGAAGUGAUAAUACAAGUGGCGUUUGGGACAAAAGUGGACGCACUUAUCGACGACAAGAACCCCAUUAUAUUAAAUGCCAAGAAACUAAUGUCACAAGACUUUAAGAUAUGGCAAUUAAUUCAUGUUUUAAUUAUCUUUAUGUUCCCAAAAGUUGCCAAAUUCUUUGGCAUGACUUUUAUGCCAAAAGAUAUCACCGGUUUCUUUACGGAUCUAAUUAAUAAGAUAAUCGCUGAGCGCCGCACCGGUAAGGCAUUAGACGGCGGUAAAAGAUAUGACUUUUUGCAACUAUUAUUGGACGCAAACGAAAGAAAUAGUGAGGAAACUCACAAACAGGAAACCACUACUGAAUCGGAUGUGUUAUCUGAAGAGCAGACAACUCCUUUGCAACUAAAUACCAAAAGUAUGUCAGACGCAGAGAUGAUCUCUCAAUGUGUGCUGUUUUUCAUCGCUGGUUAUGAGACAACUGCCACCACUAUAUCGUACGCCAUAUACCUGUUGUCCGAAAACCCGGAAUCGCAGCAAAAACUAUUUGAAGAGUCAAAGAGUAUUUUUGAGACUAAA
Molecule: messenger RNA, 1038 nt
Organism: Medioppia subpectinata
Lineage: Eukaryota; Metazoa; Arthropoda; Arachnida; Sarcoptiformes; Oppiidae
Source: the annotation of a GenBank genome assembly